Messenger RNA from Schistosoma margrebowiei, 3609 nucleotides. Lineage: Eukaryota; Metazoa; Platyhelminthes; Trematoda; Strigeidida; Schistosomatidae. The record is from the annotation of a GenBank genome assembly.
UACUAAUAGUCGAUGAACUUAAGUGUUGGUCACUUUUGUAACUUCAGUGGCAACUGGGGGAAUGGAGGAUAACUUUUCUCAGUGUCUUCUGAAUUGGUGCAUUGAACAAACCAAAACGUACCCACAUAUUAAUAUCACUGAUUUCACAUCAUCAUGGAAAGAUGGUCUGGCGUUUUGUGCCUUAAUUCACAAACAUUUCCCUGAUCUAAUAGAUUUUUCGCACUUGAAGUCUGAAGAUGCUGUAACAAACCUUAAGUUGGCGUUUUUCGUUGCAGAAACAAAAUUGAAUAUACCGGUGCCUACAAGACCACAAGUCAUAGUAUUAGAAGAUGUAAAUGAAAAGAUAAUAUUUGAAUACGUUUCUAAGUUGUAUGGGGCAUUAUCAAGAAAUUCAGGUUCAAAUAAGCUUUCUGAUAAAAACUUAUCAUAUUUGUGUGAACAGGAGGAAGGACUUCUUAUAUGUGACCUUUGUGGAGAAACUAUAUUUCGUGUCGAGCAGCUGACUGUUUUCAGUAGGAACUACCAUCGUAGUUGUUUUCGUGACAACCAGUUAACUUAUCUCAAAGAGCGGAAUAAAACACUAAAGGGUUCCAACUGUUCUGAUGGUCCACCGCUGACUAAAUUCUCAGGUAAACGAGAUCUAUUUGUCUUCUCGUCAUCUUCACUUCUAGUAGCGGAUCCCUUCCCAAUAAGAUUCAGUCCACAAAAAGAAUUGAACACUGUUAGCAAUGGAAAAAGUCAACCAACAUGCAAACCUCCUUCUAGACCGCCACUUCCUGAUGUUUUAAGUAAUAAUGCGUCUCCUGAACUUAAUAGUGUUUUGAAGAUAAAAGCCAAAAUAUCAGCUGACAUAGAACAGCGUAAAAAUAACUCUAAUUCCAAACAUCAUAACAUCGUUUCUUAUCCUGCUGCUUUAAAUCCGUUCGAAGAUGACUCUUUGCGUGAUCCCAACUCUCAGUAUGAGUGUACGUAUAAGCCUUAUAAUCCAUUUGACGACGAUUUAUCAGCCUUAGACUCGGAAGAAAUUAAUAAUAUUUCAGAUUCUGAGCACUCAGACAUAUUAAGUAUGUCAAACCCUCCAUCUCUGGUAUCCACGCCUAGUAACCAUAUAAACAAGUACAUGGAACAGAGUAGUCAAAAUUUUUCCAUGGAAAAAUUAGUCGCAGAUGAAUCAGUCAAUCUUCGGACCGCUCACUCUUCUAUAUAUGAUUUAUCGAGUUUACUCGCUUAUGGUAGUCUGAACAAAGCACAGUCCUCUUCACUAAGCAGUGAUGCAAAACAGUCCUCGAAAUCUCCCCUUAAUGGAUCAAAUGCAAAGAUAAGUAGGUCAGUUAACACUAAAGGGCCUGCCCCACCUAUUCCUGUUUUAUGCCGACGUGAUGUCAGACGCGAUCAGCAAAGCGACUUCAUUCCAUACACUGAAUUACACAGACAACUAUAUGAUAUAAACAAUGAACUUUCCAAUCUGGAACUAUCUGCUCGCAAAAUUCAAACAAGUAUUAGAGAAAUGUCUGAAAAUAAUGAAAGCGUCAAGAGACUAUUGAAAAAGUGGCUCCAUACCGUUGAAUUAAAGGAUAAUCUCUUCAAAAAGGAAUCAGAGUUACUUCAAAGGCUUCGUUGUCAAGAGCUAGAGGAUCGUCAUGCUGAUUUAGAAUAUGAACUACGAACGCUAUUGGCCAAACAAGGUGGGAAUCUUUAUAUUAGAAAAGUAUCCUGUACUGCAUGCCUAAUCAAAUUUCUUUUACUGUUAUCACAUUUCGGUGAUAGAGAUCUUAUAACAAUUUUAGCCCCAUGUUUGGAAAAUUAAGUACAUUCUAAAGACUAAAGAAGAAAAAGCUCGUGAAGAAGAGCUGAUUGCUGACUUAUUAUAUGUGGUUGACAAAAGAGCUGAACUUUCAGAAUCCACUGGAGAUUUCAAACCAAAGCAUCGAGCGAGAUCAUCUAGCCGAAGAACCCUCGAAAGUAAAUUCAAACGUAAGCUUCUGUCAUUAAUAAAUUCAGUUCAUCAAAGUAUUUUUCAAACUCAUGGUGUUAGUCACAGUUAAUGUAGGGGAUUUUCGAUAGUUAUAAAUACCUUUAGCCGGUUGAUACUACGAUCUAGAUUUCAUUAUCUUCAAUUAUCGGAAAAGGUUAUAAUCUACAACUCUUAUGAAAAGUUACGUAGAAUAUAUCUUACCAAGAAAAAGGGAAAUUCAGGAUUAGGAUUGUAUUUGCACAAACAAAAAGAUAUUACACAUUGGCUUGAUAUCUAAGCUUCUACAUGCUGUUAAACUGUCAUCAAUAACAAGAUUGGUUAUUUCAUCUAUGAAUGGCUUAUAAAAAAACCAAUUUACCAGAUGAAAAUGACAAUUCAUUAUUAGCUUUAAGAACAUCUUAGAUUUUUAUAGAUAAAAUAUUAUAUUUACAAUUGUAAGUUAAGAUCAAAUGAAAAGAGACAGUAUAAGUAUUAUUUUCGUAACUGUCCUGUUUUUGCAGUUAAGGGAGUUACCAUCACCGAUCAUCCGAGUGCUAGACCUUAAUUCUUCACACCCUAUUACGUUCGAUAAUACUUCGUACUCAAACCUAAAUUUGUUGAUUCUAGUUUCAUCAAUCUACAUUCAACUUGUUUAAUAUAGGACUUCAAUAAAAAAAUGUCACGUCACAAUGUAGCUCAUAUCCGUCUGAGAAUGAUUACUGUUGCACCAAAGUAGUUAGAGUCGAGAAGUUCAAAAAGGAAAAGUCGGUUAGUCAUGUGCAUCGUAGAACCUGUCAUAUGUGCACCAGUUCACGUUACCACAUCAUAUUGGCACAGCUAUAUGAAACUAUUAAGACAAAUGCUAUAGAUGUAGUGGCGGUGUGAAGAAUCAGGCCUUCAAAAUAUGAUUAGAAAAAAAAUAAUGAAUUUGUAGGAUGAAAAGUACGAGUAAUCUUAAAUAAGAGGUAUUUGGAGAAAACCUAUUAGUGCCAUGUGAGUGAUUCUGCUUUAUAUCACUUAACGUCUCCAACCCAGUAGUCCGUAACUAGUUUAUAAGUUUCGAUUCAACUGUCAAUGACUCUGUGGACCGAUGUUACAUCUUAGUUCGACUGCCUUUAGCAUUCUUCCAACUUCUACACCAUCAGACAUCGAGGGUCAAGGUAUGUGAAGUCAGGGUAUACAUCAAGCACGGCCAGACUACUUCAGUCGACUAAAUAUCUACUAUUUCAUCAACUGAUUUUCCAUUCUUACCCAGUACCAUGUGUCCAACCUCAAAAGUGUUUACUCGAUGACCUCGACAAUGAUUCGAAAAGAUCAGUGGUCUGAUAUUAGUAACCUUUGAAUAUCAUCUAUCUCUAAGGGUUGUUUCACAGCCCUAUAAUAAAAUAGAGCGAACUGCUGCACGUUAGAAUUGUCCUAUGGUUGGUAGAUAGAUACAUCGUCAACACCACAAGUUGGCAAAAACCAAUAGAGCUCUUGUCAGACACUAAAACACCAGGACUGAUGAGAUUUGCCUAUUGGAUGGAAAUCCUAACUUAGUCAUAAUCGCCUGCCUUAUUUGUAUAUAUUUGAUUAUUAAUUUUGACUAGUUUUUUUUAAAUGUUUAUUUGUUGUGGCUAUUUAUAAUCUAGAAAUAUGCCUCAGUUUGCGACAUG